AUGAGCACAAAGUGGCGUGAAGGGUUGCUUAGCGAUGCGAAAACUUCUGAUAGCGCACCACCACGGGCCCUACUAAAUCCCCGAGCAAAUAGUCAAGGUGGCCCCAAUGCUAUCACCGACAUGGCGGACCAUAAAAUAAUCAACUUUUCUGACCCACGGUCUUCUGCCAAUUAUUUGAACCCUUUAGGUGGGUUUCCUCAUGGGGUCACAGUGCAAGAGCUUUAUGGCGCCUAUAGUAGUAGCACUGCAGCUCUACACUCAUCUUCUAUUUGUUCUCCUGAGGUUUCCAUCAAAAGCGCUAGCGCUAGCCCACAGGCUUUCUCUAACUCAUCAGAGAGCCCUCAAACACGCAAGACCGUAUCUCCGCUUCCUGUAGCCUCGUACCCCCAACUUGAGUCUGGUACAAACCUUGGUGCAGCGACCUUUGAGUCGAAUGAUCUCAUUCCUCCACAGCCUAACCCCCUUGUUUAUGCAUCUUGCCAACACCCGGAAAAACAUCCGGGUCUGGAAGAUGAACUGACCAAGGGCUAUCGCCGCUCCUAUUUAUGCACCGAGUGCCCCACGGAGUUUACCAGCCGCCGAACCCAUGACGACCACGUAUGGAGCGAACAUGGCAGAAAAAAUUACUCCUGCCCUAUCUGCCCAAGAAUGUUUGCGAGGUACGAUAAUCUAAAGCCCCAUAUAACUUCCCGUCAUGGUGCUGGUCGGCGACGACGUCGACACGCUUCACACUUUGGUGCCAAGGGUAAGGGCUUGACAGCACAGAUCCCGGUGUCCAACGUGCCCCCGUUCCAAUUCUUGGUACCCCACUCGACUCCCUUGUGUCAAGAUUCACAGGAAGUGGUGGAAACUUUGGGGCGAACCGGCCCACCGUUUGUAACCUCGAACGAAGCACCCAGCACACCAAGCUCGUCAAACUUCCCGACACUCUGCGUCCCUAGAGGAGGUACUAGCAGCUUUUAUGCAGAGAGUAACACAGGUACCGAUCACGCGGAGUUGUGGGAAAAACUUGGACAGAUGGAAAUAAGGCAGGGGCGACUUGAAGCUGAAUACUUGACGCUCCGUGGUGAGAUGUUGAAUUCACAGCUCCACGGCGAAUGA
Orbilia oligospora ATCC 24927 is the source of this 1101-nucleotide messenger RNA. RefSeq lists its product as uncharacterized. NCBI's taxonomy places the organism in Eukaryota, Fungi, Ascomycota, Orbiliomycetes, Orbiliales, Orbiliaceae. The record is from RefSeq and is a predicted model, not a curated record. Bases 1 to 1101 code for a protein of 366 amino acids. The transcript has 3 exons.